Messenger RNA from Closterium sp. NIES-65, 3153 nucleotides. The record is from the annotation of a GenBank genome assembly. Lineage: Eukaryota; Viridiplantae; Streptophyta; Zygnematophyceae; Desmidiales; Closteriaceae.
AUGCUUGUCGCAUCGGCCGUUAUUCUCCUCACGCUGCUGCUUGCAUACGCGCACCCGCGCCUGCCGUCGAACGUGCGCCUGCAUCAGCAGCCCCGCGCCGCCCACCGCCACGCGCGGCAGGCGCAGCUCUUGCGCGGAGCAUCGGUUGGCGCAGGGGGGAUCGCGUCGCGGCUGCGCUCCGCCGUAGUGGGCGUGGAUUUAUCUCCGGAAGAGAGCGUGUGGGCGUCCGGGGGCGGUAUUAUCGGGGAGUUGGGGAGCGCGCGGAAGGAGCGGUCGCAGCGGCGGAACCAGAUCCAGGGGGGCAAGAUGGGGAAGGUCGCGGCAAUGGGGAAGCAGCAGCGGCGGGCGGGCUUCGACGACGGUUACGAUGGCUUAGCUAAGCGGACAUUCGAUCGGACGGGCGGAAAACGCGGUGGUUGGCAGCAGCGCGAGGAGGAGGUCCGCGCGGAUUCGGAGGGAAUGGCGGAGGAGGCGGAAGAGGCGGAAGAGCUAGACGAGGUGGAAAAGGGGAUGCAUUUGGGGGAACACCGCGGAGGUGGGGGUAAUCGGGGGAGCGCGUCCGCGUGGGCAUCAGGGGGGGAGUGGAAGCGAGGAAGCGGAAGCGGAAGGGCCGCUGGUGGUAAAACCGCGAGAGGCGGGACCGACGAUGAUGAUAAUGAAGAGGAGAAGGAGGAAGAGGAGGAGAAGGAUGAGGAUGAGGAAAAUAAGGAGAGGCGCGGAGGGGGCGGAGUGGUUGCGAUGGAGGCGGAAGCCGCGGAAGGAGAUGCGGGGGAGGCGCAUGCGGGGGGAGAGAGGGUGAGGGGGGAAGGUGACAUUAACGGGGAUGAUGCCGGGCGUGAUAGUAACGAGGUCAGCGGCGCCAGUGGUGGUGCGGGUGUACGGAAGGGGAGGGGGUAUAAUAGUGAGGUGGGGAGGCGGAGGGGGAAGGGGAAGGGGAGACGAGGCAGGCGCGGCGUGGGGAGGGGGGAACAUGACGUGGACAUUCGGCGGAAGGUAAGCAGGCGGUAUGUGGAUGAUGGGGGGGAGGGGGAGGAGGAGGGGGAAGAGGCGGAGGAAGAGGAAGCGGAGGAGGGGGAGGUUCAUGGGGGGAAGCGCGGUAAGGCCCGCGCUGUGGUGCAUGGGGAGGGGGAAGAUGAAGAGGAGGAGGAGGAGGGGGAUGUGGGGGGAAGGAAAACGCGGAGGGAGGGGAAGAGAGGGUGGGAUAAGGCGGGGAGGGGUACACGAAUGAGUGCAAAGAGAGGAGCAGAGGAGGAGGAAGAAGGGAAGGAACGUUCUGACUCAGAUGCUGACGUGGACGGUCUGGAUGCGAUCCUGAAGGUGCUCGAAGAGAAGGCGAGGAAGCGCAAGGCGCGGGGGAAGGGGGGGCGUGGCGGGGAGGUGGGGAAGAGUGAGCGCCAGGCGCGGAGGGGGAAGGGAUCCAUCCGACGGGCAAGUGAGACAGAGGGGGAUGAGGCGGAGGAAGAGGAGCAGAGGAAGGUAAAAGGGAAAGGGAGGAGGAAGGGGAAGGGAGAGGAUGGGGAGGACGAGGGGGAGGAGGAGGACGGUGAGGGAGAGAGUGAAGGUGGAGAUGGGGAUGAGAGGAUGCAGCAUGGUUCUGCGGACUUGAAACAAGGAAAGGGGAGAAAGACGGAGAGGGGAGGUCAUGGUGCAGCAGGAGAGGCAAUCGAGGCAGCAGAGGAUGAGGACCAGGCAUUUGGGAAAACGGCAGGGGCACGAUCAGUGGACGGGCAAGGCGCAGAGGCAGGGGUUGCGGCGCAGGUGAAGGGGCGCCGGCAGCAGCAGGGGCCGGGGGGGCAGGUUGCGGGGGAUGGGGCGGUGGGGGAAAAGGGGAAGCACGAGCUGGAUUCGCUAUUGGAGGGGAUGGGGAUGGCCGGGGGGGAGGACGGCGGUACUGCUGCGCUGCAUGGGGAAUCACGCGAGGCCGAUGCUAUAACUUCCGGUGGUAGCAUUAGCAGCAGCAGUGGGUCUGACUUGCAGGGAGUGAAUCGUGGCCGAGAAGAGGGUGACGGAAGAGAUGGGGCGAGGGAUGGGGAGAGUGAGAGAGAGGGGAACAGCAGACAGCAGCAGGUGAGUGGGGAUGAGAGGGAAGGUGGAGGGGUAGGGGAAGGGGGAGCUAAGGAAAGGGCGGAUAGUUUGGGGGAGGGUGGUGGAAACGGGGAGACAGCAGGGAAUGGGGUAUCGGGGGAGGGAAGAAUAGGUGAGAGCGCAGCAGGGUAUGGUGCAGAAGGGGAGGGGCGAAGAGGCUUUGGGGAAAGGGUGGAAGGAGAGAGAGAUGUGGAAGGAGGAGACAACAGAGGGGAGGAUCGAUCGAGGACAGCCAGAGGAGCGGAGGAAGGAAUGGAAGAGGGCACAGGGAAUGCUGAUGGAUUGGUUGCUGCUGGCCGGACAGAACAGGUGGAUCAGGAGGGAAUUAGAGAACGAGCAGGAGGGACCGAUGGAACAGCAGGAACAGAGGGGAGAGGGGUAGGCAUGGAUAGUACAGGUGCUGCUGCUGGGGAGGGAGGCCUAGAGGACGAGACAGAGCGGCCGCAAGAGGAGGCGCUGAGGGGGAGUGACAGGGAGAGGGCCUAUGCGAUGGGUCUGCUUUCAAACAGGGUGGAGCAGAGGGAUAGCAGGGAGGGCGGAAGGGAGGAGGGUCACAUGCCAGAGGGCUUUGAGGGAAGAGGAGCUGGAAACAGGGGAGUGGAGGAGGGGGUGGGAAGUGGAGGUGAGGGAGGGGGAGGUAGGGGUGGUGGGAGGGAGACUGAGAACCCUGCACAAUCUUUCUACGAGCAGCAGAUGCUGAGGGAGCAGGAGGAUGCUGCUCACAGGAUGGGGUACAAUGGCGAGAGGGAAGCAGGGGGGCGGGAAGCAGAGGGGCGGGAGACAGAUGGCACUGCAGCAAGCAAGGACAUGCAGCAGACUGGAGGGGUAGGAGCAGGGGGUGGCCGGGGUCGUGGCGAGGAGGAGGAGGACGAGGGGGAUGAGGGGCUAGGGGUGGUGGUGCAGGCUGGGGUGGAUGGCGAGGGUCAGGGGCAGGGCGCUCUGAGGGAGCUGCUGGCAGAGAGUUCAGAGGGAGAUGCAAGUGACGGGUCAGCAGCAGGCGCACUGCAUCAUCAUCAACAACAGUACCGUAACUUUCAUGUUUAUGCUGCCACCAUAGCACAUGGUUAA